Molecule: messenger RNA, 759 nt
Organism: Acanthosepion pharaonis
Lineage: Eukaryota; Metazoa; Mollusca; Cephalopoda; Sepiida; Sepiidae
Source: the annotation of a GenBank genome assembly
AUGUCGUUCUUCCUUCUACAGCCAUUUUCUUUUCCUGUAUCUCUUUUCAUCAACAUUUUCAUUAUCGCUAAUUUUCUCUUCAUUCUAUCUUUUCUACCAUUUACCAUUAUUUUUAUUCUAUUACUACUCUUGCCGUUAUCUUUUUUUUCUUUCUUACUUCUUUUCGUUUUUCUCUAUUUUCACUUUUCUCCAUUGCCCGUUUUUUUUCAUUGCUGCCAAAAGUUUUUAUCUUCGUUUUUUGUUUUCGAUAAUCCUUUUGACCUUUUUUUUUUAUUGUUCUCGUCUUCUAUCAGUAAUCUUUUGCUGUUUCUAUCAUUUUAUUUUUCCCAUUCAGUCUCUAACUCCUUUUAUCUUACACGCUUCCUUUCUCUCUUCUUUUCUCCCUUUCUCUCUCCCUUCAUUCACACAAUUUUCUUCUAUCUCCAAAUAAUUUACCUUAAUUUUUUUUCACUUUUUCUAUUCUUAAUGCUACAUAUCUUUCUCUCUUUUAUUUUUGAAAUGUACUGUUGUAUUUUUUUCUUUUCCGCGCUUCAUCAUUUUUUGAUAUUCUCAUUCUGCUAUUUAAAAUGUGUUUCAAUAUCUACCAUACUAUUGUCUUUCUUUUCCACCCUUGAUAUUUCAUCAUUUUUCUUUAAAAUAUUAUCUUCUGAAUGUGAUCUCUUUAAUUGUCUCUAUUUUCAGUCUUUCUUCUUUCAUAUCACUGCCUUCAUUCAUAUUUUAGUUGCAAAACCCUUACCAUAUUUGCUCAAUGAAUUGUAA